AUGAUUGCAUCCAUUUUCUAUCGUCCACGAGAUGUAGCGGUUCUUUUCCCGAAAAGUCUGUCAAAAUCGACUCGUGCGUCUUCAAGCAGCAGCCAGUUGUUCCCUCAUACGGUCAUCCAUGCUUCCGCUAAGAUUGGCAAGAGGUGUUACAUUGGGGAGUUUAGCACCGUGGGGGAAGGAGUUGUGAUAGGGGACGGCUCGAUGAUUAGUGCCAAUGUUACGUUACAGAACUGCUCAAUUGGCAGUAAAGUGGUUAUCCACCCAGGAGUCCGGAUCGGUCAAGAUGGUUUCGGGUUCAUGCUGAACGAUCAUGGCGUUCAUGAAAAGAAGCUCCAGGCCUUAAGUGUUGAAGUCCAUGACUGUGUCGAGAUCGGCGCGAACUGCACGAUUGACCGCGGCAGUUGGCGCAACACGGUGAUUGGCAAACACUGUAAACUCGACAACCUGAUUCAAAUUGGUCACAAUGUCCAGCUUGGAACCGGCUGCGUCAUUGCUGCGCAGACUGGGAUUGCCGGUAGUACGACAUUGGGCAAUAACGUGUACAUUGGCGGACAAGCAGGGGUAGCGCAGCAUCUUAACAUCGGGGAUAACGUUCGGAUUGCUGCAAAAAGUGGUGUCAUGAACCACCUCGAGCCGAACGCUACGUAUGGCGGAAGCCCGGCCGUUCCCAUCAUGGAGUAUCGUCGUCAAAUGAUUCAAUUGAAGCGUUUGGGCAAGCAGUCGACCAACUAG
Molecule: messenger RNA, 732 nt
Organism: Peronospora matthiolae
Lineage: Eukaryota; Oomycota; Peronosporomycetes; Peronosporales; Peronosporaceae
Source: the annotation of a GenBank genome assembly